GGAACCUAAACAAACUUCAAUUCUUUCAGAAGGAAUUUCUUUAUCAAAGGUCAUUCACAAUACUUUACCAGACUUAAUCUAUCUUGAGUUGUGUAAUAAGUCAGAUUUGAACACUGAAUCUACUGAGAAACGGUUCCCUGAUGAGAUUGCAAAUUGGACAGGAUUUGAACAAGAAGUAUUACAGUCACUUGUGAAAAGGACAUCUGGACAGCAUCAGAUGUGA
Molecule: messenger RNA, 223 nt
Organism: Entrophospora sp. SA101
Lineage: Eukaryota; Fungi; Glomeromycota; Glomeromycetes; Entrophosporales; Entrophosporaceae
Source: the annotation of a GenBank genome assembly